GCCUAGUUUAGAGUUACAGUAACAUCCUGAUCUCCUUUCAGUACAUCCUGUCUCUAGACAGAGCCAACCUCAACAAAGAACUGUUGUCAGCAGCAGAGACGUAUCCCAACGUAAAUCUGAACUUUGCCCACAAACUACUCGACUGGAGCACUGAAACAGGGGCGAUGACCUUUGUCAGGGCUGAAGGUGCAAAGGAAGAGAUCCAGGCAGACUUGAUUGUGGGAUGUGAUGGAGCGUUCUCUGCCAUCCGGAAACAGUUCCUCCGCCAGAGCCGUUUCAACUACAGUCAGACCUACAUCCCUCAUGGGUACCUGGAGUUCACCAUGCCCCCCAUCAAUGGAGAGUUUGCCAUGAAGCCUAAUUAUCUGCACAUUUGGCCACGCAACAUGUUCAUGAUGAUUGCUCUGCCCAACUUGGACAAGACUUUCACCUGCACACUCUUCAUGCCAUUUGAGGAGUUUGAGAAAGUUACCACGGGCGACAAGGUCAUCAAGCUUUUCCAGAAAUACUUUCCCGACGCCAUCCCACUAAUAGGAGCGGAGGCUCUUAAGAGGGAUUUUUUCUGUCUGCCAGCCCAGACCAUGGUGUCCGUGAAGUGCUCCCCAUAUCACUUUGGUGACAAGUGCGUCCUUAUGGGCGAUGCAGCCCACGCUGUGGUGCCAUUCUACGGUCAGGGGAUGAACGCAGGCUUUGAAGACUGCCUUGUUUUCAACGAAAUCAUGGACCAGCUCAACGAAGACUUCAGUGCUGUUCUGCCUGAGUACACCAGAGUCCGAGUCCCAGACGACCACGCUAUUGCAGACCUGGCCAUGUACAACUACGUCGAAAUGCGGGCACACGUCAAUUCCAAAUGGUUCCUGUUCCGAAAACACGUUGACGAUUUCCUUCACAUUAUCAUGCCAAGGACAAUAAUUCCCUUAUACACCAUGGUGAUCAACCAAGGCCUGUUGUUCUGUGCUGCAGUGUCUGUCGCGGGGGGCUCCUACCUGCUAGUCAGAUACCCCCCUAGCAUGCCAAAUAUCCCCAUCGAGCAGCUGUGGUCCAGGCUGCAGGCCCUCAAGAGUCCCUUCUGA
This is a messenger RNA of Oncorhynchus masou masou (cherry salmon), 1073 nucleotides long. Its product is annotated as kynurenine 3-monooxygenase-like. Gene Ontology annotation, cellular component: mitochondrial outer membrane. The record is from RefSeq and is a predicted model, not a curated record. Gene Ontology annotation, molecular function: FAD binding; kynurenine 3-monooxygenase activity. The coding region runs from base 165 to 1073 and encodes 302 amino acids. The transcript is spliced from 10 exons. NCBI's taxonomy places the organism in Eukaryota, Metazoa, Chordata, Actinopteri, Salmoniformes, Salmonidae.